CGGUGAGCUCGCCCGGCGCCGUCGAGUAUCGAUCAUCAAUAGUCUACCCAGACGGGCGCACAGCGUGGGACGGGGGCGGCGGAGCACACGCGGAAGCGUUCAACAAGACGCGUGCCGUCACUCAAUGAGAGGGCGUCGAGCUGUUUCAGAUGCCAAUCAGGGCAGCGGAGCACCGCUGCCGAACGAGGGGCGCCACGCAUGCACCCAUGGACGGCAAUGCUGGCCUGCUGGCAUGCGGAAGCGGUGCUGCAGCUGCAGGACAGGCAGGACUGGACGUGAGGUGUCAAAAAGCUACACAUGCAUAGGUGAGGGCACACCUGGGCAGGUGGAGGAGGUGAAGGCAUGGAGUAGAGAAGGCGCGGCGUCGAUGACAUGGUGCAGCUGUCGGCUAACUCGAGCUUACCCCAUUCGCUCGCGCCCGUUUUUGCAUCUACAAAUCUUCGUCACUCAAGCUCCCCAGGAUACAGCGCACGGCCGCUCUGCCCUCCCCUUCCAUUUGGCCUCGAUCACCUCUCACCUGGAAUCUCGUCCCAUCGCCCGAGCCGCCGCCUUCACUUCACCGCCGCAGCUCACGCGUUCGCUCCUCUCGCAACCGGCCAAGCUCCUGGGUGGCUCCAUUCACCUACCGCUGACGUCCUCGCUCCUGCCUCCGCCGCCGUCUCCGCCGUCCUGCAUAGCUCCUCCCUCCUCCACCCUCGCCGCGUCACAUCGGUAGCUGCGUGCAGCAACCCGGAGCAGGAACAGCGCUGAGAUACACGAGCCCCAGUCGAGAGCCGUCCACCGUAGCCAUGGCCACCAACAGUCCGGCUCCCAACCUCGACAUGUACGU
This is a messenger RNA of Trematosphaeria pertusa, 829 nucleotides long. RefSeq lists its product as uncharacterized. NCBI's taxonomy places the organism in Eukaryota, Fungi, Ascomycota, Dothideomycetes, Pleosporales, Trematosphaeriaceae. The transcript has a single exon. The record is from RefSeq and is a predicted model, not a curated record. The coding region runs from base 125 to 715 and encodes 196 amino acids.